Talaromyces rugulosus is the source of this 1530-nucleotide messenger RNA. RefSeq lists its product as uncharacterized. Lineage: Eukaryota; Fungi; Ascomycota; Eurotiomycetes; Eurotiales; Trichocomaceae. The transcript has a single exon. The record is from RefSeq and is a predicted model, not a curated record. Bases 1 to 1530 code for a protein of 509 amino acids.
AUGGCGCCACGCUCUUCCAACCGACCUGUUCGCGCGCUCAAGUCUGCGAGCGACAGGAUGUUCCACUCCAGAAUCACUCUGUCUGAACUAUUUCGAGUUAUAUUCUACUUCUCUGUGUCGCUUUUUUUGCUUCCAAUCAACACCUCGAUACUCAUUGCCGCGGCUGUGUUGGACCGCGCCCACCUUUAUCCAAACCAAGAUCGACGUCGGCGCAAGCAUCUCCUACGGACUCCGUACUUUUACCCAAAGACCAUUCUGAUCACCGGUAUUGGGACAGCCCGGGGCUUGGUGCUUGCCCGUCAGUUUCAUUAUGGCGGCCAUCGAGUAAUCGGUGUUGACGUCGGCGUACUGCCCGCUCGUUCCGGCGGGAGCAUGUCUAAUGCCGUUAGUUGCUAUUACCCGGUUUCCAAAAAGCAGUAUAUCUGCAGCUUGCUUGAUAUUAUCAACCGAGAAAAAGUCGAUGUUUGGAUCCCAUGCUCCGAUCGAGUCGUGCCACUGGAGGAUGGCAUGGCAAAGAGCAUAAUCGAAAGCCGCACAUCCUGCAAAUGCAUACAUUUCAAUGCCGACUACACGUCUCUUUUAAGCCAAGAUGAGAAUUUCCUGCAACAUGUUUCCGAAAGGGGUUUACCGGUGUUUGAGAGACAUCAUGUUCUGUCUCGUGAUUCGGUCCAUCGGAUACUCAAUCACUCGCCAAAUAAGACAUACGUUAUUCAGACGCCUACCAAGGGGCUCUCACGGAAUACUGUCAUGUUGCCGAGACGGACUCCGAGUCAGACAUACUCUGAUGUCAGUGAACUGCAGAUUUCAAAGGACCAUCCUUGGGUUCUCAAACAACGUGCAUGCCUGGGCAAGUACUGGGCCGAUGUUCUUUUUGUUCACGGGCGUGUACAAGUUUUGAAAAUCCGGCCCUCCCGUUACAAGGCCGACUGGCACAACUCCAGCCUGAAAAACGGUGUUCACGAGGUGACGAGACAUAUCAUGGAUAAAUUUGCGGAGAAAGGAGCCUCUCGUAUGAGUGGGCAUUUAUCAGUGAAACUGAUGGUCGACGAAGAAAUCGGAAACAAUUCAGUCUGUUACACGGUUUAUAUUGCGGGCUGCAAGCAAGGAACUGCCGCAUCUUCGCUGCUGGCCGAUCCUCCUCCAGAUCUUUACAGUCGCUACCUGGAAAUUCUCCCGGUUACUACAAACGGAGUAAAUGGAGACAUCGACAUUUUAAAUGAUCGAUCCUCCUACAAACAAGGAUUCUCCCUGAUUAGUCGUGAUUACUUAUUUGGCCAGCGACAAAAACAAUCCACAUUGAUUGCUGCUAUAACAUCAAAGGCUAACAGGGAACUGGAACGACUGAGUAAUUUGGCCACUGUUGUAAUCAGCCUUCUAAGUCAACAGUCGGAUUUAGUCGAGCUGUGGAAGCAGUCUUUAUUUUCCAGAAUUGACCCCUUACCGUGGUGGUGGAAUCUACACAUCAGUCGACCCCUGAAUGGACUGGUGCUGAUGCUUGGUGGUGCGACAGAGGCACAUGCGAAGAAUUAG